This is a messenger RNA of Mytilus trossulus (common blue mussel), 744 nucleotides long. RefSeq lists its product as uncharacterized. Lineage: Eukaryota; Metazoa; Mollusca; Bivalvia; Mytilida; Mytilidae. The coding region runs from base 1 to 744 and encodes 247 amino acids. The record is from RefSeq and is a predicted model, not a curated record. The transcript is spliced from 2 exons.
AUGACCUGCACACAUUGUGCUUCAGAUAUGAAUUUGUGUAAACAGAAAGACAUUUCAGAUUCUUUACAAUGGAAAUGCCCAGCAUGCCUGUUAACAAGCUCCAUAAGGAGGAGUAGUAUUUUUGAGAAGUCCAAACUGCCAAUACGAAAACUGAUGGAACUAGUUUACUACUUUGGAAUAGAGCUUCAAAUUUACGAAGUGGAAAAACUUUCCGAUAUCAGUCAUGUCAGUGUUAUUGAAUGGUUUGACCAGUUCCGGAUAGUAUGUAAGGAAUUGUUAACAAAUGAUCCAGUCUUAUUGGGAUCAAACAGUGAACAUUUGAUUGAAAUCGAUGAAAGUCUCUUUGGAAAAAAGAGAAAAUAUCACAGAGGUACAGGAAAACAAGAUACCUGGGUUUUUGGAAAGGUGGAGAAGGGGUCAAGGAAAGUGAUUUUGCAAAAAGUGGAAAAAAGAGAUCGUAAGACCUUGUUACCAAUUAUUCAGAAAAAUGUUGCCGAAGGAGUACACAUUAACUCUGAUUGUUGGGCGGCGUAUAACACAUUGGAAAAGGAAGGAUUUGUGCAUAAAACUGUAAACCACAGUAAAGAAUUUAAAGCACAAGAUGGAACCUGCACAAAUGAAAUUGAAGGCAUAUGGGGGCUUGCAAAACUGAAAAUCAAAUCAAUGAAAGGAGUGAGACAUGAAAGAAUCGGUGACAUAUUAAAUGAAUUUUGCUACAGAUACAGAUACGGGUUUUCAAAUUGA